GAGGGAGGGGGCGCGUGUUUGUAAAGUUUGAGCGAAUCGACUCAGAUUGAGGAAAGUUUAGAUUUAAUCAGAAAAGAAAUACCGUUUUACACAGACAGACAGGCAGGCAGACAGACAGACAGACAGGCAGACAGACAGGCAGGUGAAAACUACAGACUGCGACAAGCAGAAACUGACGGAGCUCCGACUCCCAGGCGGAGACACCAGGAGAUCGCAGCGCUUCCGCCGGGCCAAGGAGCUCGACAGCCGGCAUGAAGAUCGAGUUCGCCCCGCUGAACAUCCCGCUGCGGAGGAGACUUCAGACCGCCGCGGUGCUGCAGUGGGUCUUCUCCUUCCUGGGCUUAGCUCAGUGCUGUCUUGCUGCCUUCGUCCUCCUGGCUCUCUCUGAUUGGUGGAUGGUGGCCCUGCUGUAUGCUGGUUGGCUGUGGUUGGACUGGGACACGCCCAGUAGUGGAGGUCGGAGGUCACACUGGGUCAGGAGCUGGAGGGUCUGGGACUACUUCAGGGACUACUUUCCUCUUACGCUGGUUAAAACAGUCGAUCUGGACCCAAAGAAAAACUACAUCUUUGGAUUUCAUCCACAUGGUGUGCUGGUUGCAGGGGGGUUCGGUAACUUCUGUACAGAAGCAACGGGUUUUUCUCGUCUGUUUCCUGGAUUGAAGUCUCACCUGCUGAUGCUGCCGUUCUGGUUCAGAGUCCCACUCUUCAGAGACUACAUCAUGUGUGGAGGCCUGGUGUCGAGCUCUAAGUCCAGCCUGUCGUACCUGGUCAGUCGACCUGAAGGGGGUAACAUUGCUGUCAUCGCAGUGGGCGGAGCUCCAGAGGCUCUGGAUGCCAGACCAGGAGCUUUAACACUGCAGGUCCGAAACAGGAAGGGCUUCAUCAAACUGGCUCUGAAACACGGGGCUCAGCUGGUUCCUGUCUUCUCAUUCGGAGAAAACGAGCUGUUUGAUCAGAUGGAGAAUCCGACUGGCUCCCCUCUGAGGAAGCUGCAGAACCGGCUGCAGAGCAUCAUGGGAGUUGCCAUGCCUCUGUUUCAUGCCAGAGGAGUGUUUCAGUACAGCUUUGGAUUGAUGCCCUACAGGAAGCCCAUCCACACCAUUGUGGGGAAGCCUAUUGCUGUCAUCCAGACUCCCAGUCCCAGCAGUGAGGACAUCAAGAGUCUUCAUAAAGUUUACCUGCAGAGUUUGACUGAACUGUUUGAGCAACACAAACACACCUACGGUCUCAGCGAACACCAGCACCUCACCUUCAUAUGAACACCUGAGUUUUUCCUACUGUGGACAUUAAACUGUGAAAGUUUAAACAAUC
Messenger RNA from Scatophagus argus, 1311 nucleotides. RefSeq names its product monoacylglycerol O-acyltransferase 3a (gene mogat3a). NCBI's taxonomy places the organism in Eukaryota, Metazoa, Chordata, Actinopteri, Scatophagidae. Gene Ontology annotation, molecular function: diacylglycerol O-acyltransferase activity. Gene Ontology annotation, biological process: triglyceride biosynthetic process. The transcript is spliced from 9 exons. The coding region runs from base 252 to 1259 and encodes 335 amino acids. Gene Ontology annotation, cellular component: endoplasmic reticulum membrane. The record is from RefSeq and is a predicted model, not a curated record.